Molecule: messenger RNA, 2229 nt
Organism: Aspergillus calidoustus
Lineage: Eukaryota; Fungi; Ascomycota; Eurotiomycetes; Eurotiales; Aspergillaceae
Source: the annotation of a GenBank genome assembly
AUGCGUUGGACGGCAGUAGCUGCAGUCAUAUAUGCUGUUCUGCAGGUCAGUUACGCCAGUCGCGAUACCUUUAGCAGUCCAGGAAUCAAGGUGGAGCAAUGGCACUCAGCAACCCAAAAAGCCGACGCUCUUAUUGCAAAACUGAACAUUACCGAAAAGGCUGGCUUGCUCACUGGAAACCUGCGUAAUCUGACAUGCGGUGGCAUUAUUAAUGCUAUUCCACGUGUCGACUUCCCUGGGCUCUGUCUGCAGGAUGGGCCAUCAGGUAUCCGUACCGCAGAUCUCGCCAGCGUGUUCUCUGCUGGCAUAUCAAUUGGAGCAACUUGGGAUCCAAAGCUGAUCUACGAGAGGGGCCGAGCGAUGGGAGAGGAGUUCCGAGGGAAAGGAGCGCAUGUGAUAUUAGGACCCACUACCGGACCCCUAGGUCGCAUUCCUCUAGGCGGCCGGAACUGGGAAGGAUUCUCCGUCGAUCCAUAUCUCGCAGGUAUUGCGACGUCGGCCACGGUGCGCGGACUCCAAGAUAGCGGAGUGCAAGCGUGUACAAAGCACUACGUUGGGAACGAGCAGGAAACACAACGUACAUUGGGAGUUAUCAACAAUGUGAGCGUUGAUGCGGUCUCAUCCAACAUCGACGACCGCACCCUCCAUGAGCUGUAUAUCUGGCCAUUCGCCGACGCCGUCCGCGCGGGCACAUUGUCAAUAAUGUGCUCAUACAAUCGUCUCAAUAAUACCUAUGCAUGUGAAGACGAGCACACUUUGAAUAGGAUCUUGAAAGAUGAACUUGGAUUCCAGGGUUACGUCAUGUCCGACUGGUUCGCGACUCAUUCUGGUGCAAAGGCGGCCAAUGCGGGGUUGGAUAUGAGCAUGCCUGGUCCAGUGGAUCAAUACGAUUUUACGAGCUCCUACUUUGGCCCAAACCUCGUCGACGCCGUACAAUCUGGCAACGUCUCGGCAGAGCGACUCAAUGACAUGGUGCGGCGCGUCCUAACGCCAUAUUUCUAUCUCGGCCAGGAUGAAAAUUACCCAACAAUUGACCCGUCCGGCCUAUUCGUCACGCUGGCGGCAGUAAGCUACAUGCCUUCCAUACUCGGUAUUCCAGAUGAUGUGCCCUUACCACCCGCACGAGACGUACGAGCGGACCACGCGUCCCUCAUCCGCAAGCACGGCGCCGCUGGUACGGUCCUCCUGAAGAACACAAACAAUACACUGCCCCUCAAGGCACCACGUACUAUCGCCGUUUUCGGGAACGACGCGGCGGAUAUCUCGCGUGGCUCGGCCGCCCCGCUCGGCUCGGCAUAUGCGCCUCCUCAGGGCAUCGAAAUGGGCGUGCAAGUCAUGGGUGGGGGUGCGGGGUCCGGUCGUCUAUCCUAUGUCGUCUCGCCCCUCGAUGCACUGAGAACACGCGCCGCGAGCUCGAACAGUAGCAUAUCAGUCCAGUACGUCACAGACAACAGUGUGGUCGCAAACGCCGACUUUAGCGGUAUCUAUCCGUUCCCGGACGUUUGCCUCGUCUUCCUCAAGACAUAUGCGGCCGAGACUAUUGACCGCGUUAGCUUCGACGCGGAUUGGAACUCCACUGCCGUUGUCAAUGCUGUCGCCUCGUACUGCCCGAGCAAGAAGACAGUGGUGGUCACUCACUCGGCGGGUAUAAACACCAUGCCCUGGGCGGACAACCCGAAUGUCACCGCCAUCUUGGCUGCGCACUACCCAGGGCAGGAGGCAGGCAACUCAAUCGUGGAUAUUCUUUUUGGAGAUGUGAACCCGUCGGGACGCCUCCCGUAUACAAUCGCGCGGAAUGAGAGUGAUUACAACACGGAGGUCUUCAAUGUAACGGACCCUGAGAAAGCAACAGAUGCCACUGCUUGGCAGUCGGAUUUCACAGAGGGAUUGUUGAUCGAUUACCGUCAUUUUGACGCGAAUGGUAUCACGCCACUCUACGAGUUCGGGUUCGGGUUGAGCUAUACUACCUUUGAUCUUACUGGAAAGUUGAAGGUGCUGCCUGCACAUGGCCAGAGGAAUAUCAGCCCAUUCCCACCCAAGGUCAGGGAGACCAGUCCUGGAGGGACCCCGAACCUCUGGGAAACUCUUUUCACCGUUACCGUUAGCGUCAAGAACACCGGGAAUGUUGCGGGUGCUGCAGUGCCACAGCUGUAUCUGUCGCAGCCGAGGGGUUCUGUGCCCCAAGGAACACCGGUGAAGGUGCUCCGGGGGUUUGACAAAGUGUUCUGA